Molecule: messenger RNA, 1476 nt
Organism: Durotheca rogersii
Lineage: Eukaryota; Fungi; Ascomycota; Sordariomycetes; Xylariales; Xylariaceae
Exons: 1
Coding region: 401-1045 (214 amino acids)
Source: RefSeq, a predicted model, not a curated record
AUGCUGUCCGGGAGAGACGCGGGAAAGCCGUCGCUUUCUAAUCGCUGACUUAUUUGAUACUGGGUAUAGGUAGCUAGGUCGUCCUCGGCGUAGGGAGAGUUGGGAGGAGCUCGUUUUUUUUUUUCCCCCGCGAGAAAAAUUUAACAACGCCCAAGAUAUCCACCAUCUGCAGACGCCGAGGCCCGUAAACGGAUAUAGAUAUGGGUUCGCUCACCAGCAAUGUCUCGACCCGCCCGGUGAAGAGGAAGAAUCAUCUCUCCGAGGCGGCCACGCUCACUAUACGAUAGUCUAAAGCAUCACUUCUCGCUUUCCCGCAACCCACCCGCACCCACGACCGGCCGCCGUCUAUCCGCGGCUACUGCAUACCUACCGCGCCUAGGUUCGUUCCAACACCACACACAUGUCGUCCGCCGCGCCCUUAACAGAGGGGGCCGCCUCCUCGACGUUCCCCCCCGCCAUGCCCAGCCCAGUCGCGUCCAGAGAGUCCAAGCAACCAGGACAGAAAGGGGAAGAGUCUGAGACGCUAAAGCCUCUGACGCCUGCCGAAUUCCGCGGCUUCAACAGGCUCGCGGAACACAUGGACAUGUUCCACGAGCAUUUCCGCACAACGUGGAACACGCUGUGGGCGGCGGCGUGCGCGGGGGACGGCGUGACGGCAGGGAGGUCACCGCGGGCGCGGGCGCUCAUCGACGAGGGGCUCUCGUUCGUGACAAACCUCGAGAUGCACCACAGCAUCGAGGAGAAACACCUUUUCCCGGUGCUGGCGCGGCGGAUGCCCGAUUUCCAGGACGCCGAGGACGGUGGAGGGGCGGGCGAGCUGCUGCGGCAGCACCGCGAGAUCGACGAGGGCAUGGAGCGCUUCCAGCAGUACCUCCGGGCGUGCCGCGACGGCGAACAGGAGCUCGACAUGACGACGCUCAAGGCGCACAUGGAGACCUGGGGCACGGUGCUCUGGACCCAUCUCGACGAGGAAGUGCAGAUGCUUGGGGCCGAGAACAUGCGCAAGUAUUGGACCCUCGAGGAGGUCAAGCAGAUAGGCAUGUAGAGGAAGAAAGGAGAGGCGAGGGGAAGACAAAGGGCCUGCCUACCUAUUGUAGGCACACACAAGAGACCGGUAUUCUCGAGCGGCGGCCGGGUGAGAGCAGAUUCAUCCCCGGUGGUCAUCCGAACAGGUGAUGCUAGGAGGAUGCGUCGAUGGCAUGUAUACCCACAACACCGACCUACGAUGUAGGCAUAUUGGGACAGAGUAACGAAAAAAAACGGAGAAACUUUAGUAGACACGAAAAAAAAGGUCCUCGGUGUAGUAAUUCUCCAAUUUCUAGAUUCAAGAUGGUAUUAAAGCCGGAUAAGAUGAGGCGCUCCGGAAGGAUGGGAGAAGAUGAGGAAAAGGGGCUUGCGUUACGUAAGCCGACGACGAUGCCCCUCCGGAGGAAUUAAUAAGGAUGAGCGCGAGCUGCCUCUCUCUUCCUUCCAUCA